Messenger RNA from Ruditapes philippinarum (Manila clam), 2761 nucleotides. RefSeq lists its product as uncharacterized. Lineage: Eukaryota; Metazoa; Mollusca; Bivalvia; Venerida; Veneridae. The transcript is spliced from 9 exons. The coding region runs from base 1218 to 2237 and encodes 339 amino acids. The record is from RefSeq and is a predicted model, not a curated record.
AGGUCAAAGAAGCAAAGAAAACAUUCAAUUGUAUUGUUAUGGAACCAACAGAUGACAGACCGGAGGUCAUACAAGGAAAGGAAACAUUCAAUUGUAUUGCUGUGGAACCAAAAGACGUCAGACCGAAGGUCAAGGAAACAAAUGAAACAUUCGAUUGUAUUGUUAUGGAACCAAAGGACGACAAACCGGAGGUCAAAGAAGCAGAGAAAACAUUCAAUUGUAUUGUUAUGGAACCAAAAGACGUCAGACCGAAGGUCAUACAAGGAAAGGAAACAUUCAAUUGUAUUCCUAUGGAACCAGAAGACGUCAGACUGGAGGUAAAGUUGUAAAAUUUGUUUUAAUGUAUUGAUUUUAAGUUUACAGCAAAACAGUCUUUUCUUUCAAUAUUCUUUGGAAUAGUUCAACCGUUGUUUACUGUUUGUAAAUCUAUUUUUAUUUUUUGUUGAUAUAACCUUUAAAGAUUGAUGGAUGGGCGUCCUUUUCAGAUCAUAGUAAUACUUAAUCGUACACAAUUGUUUCAAGUGAACUAUUUCUUUGAAAUAAAAGACUAAUUUUGACUGCACUGUCUUAGAAGAUCUUCAUAUUUUUUCAGUUGAUUCACUAAAUUGGUUGCAUGAUCUUAUUUUGAUCUAUUUUUUCAACUUUUCCACUAUGUUUAUGUACGUAAAUUUCAUGAUAUUUUACUUUACAUUGUCUCUCACUAUGGGACAUGUUUAAUAGCGAUGAUAAAAUGUUAUAAUUUAAUUCUGUUGCUUAAUAUCUCUUACUCAUACCUAUUGUUUCCAAAACAUUAUGCUUAAUUUGUUUGUACAUUAACUUGCCUGGAACAAUUUCAGCAAUCUAGUUAUUACAAUAUUAUGAGAAAACACAUUAUACGUAAAAGUCGACGAGAUCAAGAUAUGGAUUUUAUGGUGCGUAUGUAUCUGUUCGCAAUAACUUGGUAAGUGGCUAAGACUUACAUGAAUCAACUAUGAAAAAUAGCGUGAAUCGUUUAAUUGUUUUUAAUGUGAGUCAAUUUUGAACGAUAUUGUUCAUAAGAUCAAAAAUAUUUGAUAAAUGAUUUAUUUAUUACUUGACGUGUCAUAUACCUUUUUAAGGUCAAGGAAACAAAUGAAACAUUCGAUUGUAUUGCUUUGGAACCAGAAGACGUCAGACCGAAGGUCAUAGAAGAAAAGAAAACAUUCAAUUGUAUUGUAAACAGAGUUAUAGAAACAGUUAUGGAACCAAAAGCCGACAGACCGGAGGUAAAGUUGCAAAAGAUUGGACAUGACAAGAAUAUGAACUCUAUUGUCAAAAGGAGAACAAGAAUGAAAGAUGUUUGUAGUUUAAUAGAACUGGGCAAUGGACAGCAAAAUAAUGAUCUUGAUAUGAAAACUAGAAGUUCAACUGGGUAUGAAUUUCGAAAACCCGAAGAUGACACAAUCAAAGAGGCAUAUGUUCACCAAUAUGCCGAUUUGAUGCCCUCUGUCGGUCUUAUAUAUUCUAAUGUAACUAGUGGUACAAUUUUCCGAGCCGGAACCAAACAUGCAAUGACAGCUUGGCACGUUGUUAAAAAGAUUACUGAUCCACAUGGGACCAAAAAUUAUGAUUUCAAUAAACUCAAUCAUCCUGACAUCUACAUAACAUUUGGACAGGCAACAAGACAGUUUCGUCUUAAAGGAUUGGACAUAUUUACAGACAAAAAUCUUGACAUCUCCGUCUUGGAGCUCACUGAUGAUGCAUCAUCAUUGCCGCCGCCUUUAAAAUUGUUACGUGAUGAAGUAUCUGGUGUAAAUGAUGUAGCAAUAAUUGGCUAUGGACAUCCCAGUGAUAACAGUAAAAGGCUUACACACAGUGCUAAAAUUUUACCUAGGGAGACCGUACGGAACGGACUCGAAAACACAAUGCGCAUUAUAGAUUUAAAUGGUAGUUGUUUACGUUCAAUGAUUAGAUCGGCAGGUAAUGAUCCAAAUAGUGUGUACAAAGGUUACAAUGGAUAUGAUAAUCCAGACAGAUUUUUGUUCAAUUCAUAUGUAGGACCAGGUGCCUCAGGUUCUCCAAUGUUUUCAAAAGAAGACCCUUCUUCGCUGAAAGUUGUUGGUGUGUAUACAAGUGGAUAUCCAGAGUUUGCUUAUUAUUUACCACAGUCAUAUACUAUUGCACCUGAAUUCACAUUUGAGAUGGCUACCAAAAUGAGCUCAAUAUAUAAAUCUAUUGCAUCGCGUGAUCAAAAUUUGAUGCGCGAUUUAUUUCAAUAACCAGUGAAAGCUAAAUGUGAUAAGUGUGUUAAUAAACUAGAACAUUGUAGAUUACCAAAAGGAGAAUGAUUGUUAAGAAAAAAAAACGAAUAAGAAGCGACAUUAUUUCUGCUAGAAUAGAUAUAUAGGGUUAAAAGCAUGUAUGUUCAUCUAUUUGUACUAUAUUUUUAUUGGUACUAUGAGUGACUUGUGUGCUAUUCAGAAAUGCUCCCAUGCUAACUAAGGUUUUGAGUGCAAGGAUUUUACGUUAAGAUCUGAACUAAAUUUACCGCAUACAUCCAUGUUAUUGACCUGUUUAAAAGUUUUUUUAUUUACAUACCUGUAUAUGACAUACUGUAUUUAUCAGUCACAUGACUGUAAAUACAAGUGUAUAAGAGUUCUAUAAAAAAACAUACAUUAACUUAAUCUGAUCAAAAUACCCUUGACAUAAAUACAGUUUGCCUAUUUCGAUUAUCUGUGAUAAUUCAAUGUUAUUUUUAAAAGUUAACAUUUAAGGUAUUUGUCCCAUAAUGGGCACUAUACAG